GGUGAUCACGUUGCCUCGGUGAUUCAUUUUGCAGAAACUCCGUUGACCUUGGCCACGACCCUGAAGAAGCCGUCGAAGGUGAUAAUAGCGCUGGUGAACGGCGGCGCGUUGCUGGACUAUCGAACGAAGGAGGGCCUGACGGCGAUGCACCGCGCGGUCGAGCGAAACAGCUUGGAGGCGGUGAAGACGUUGCUGGAGCUCGGCGCCAGCCCCAAUUACAAGGACACCAAAGGACUGACGCCCCUCUACUACAGCGUUAUAUACAAGACCGAUCCGAUGCUGUGCGAGACGCUGCUGCACGACCACGCGACCAUCGGCGCGCAGGAUUUGCAGGGGUGGCAGGAAGUGCAUCAGGCCUGCCGCAACAACCUGGUCCAACACCUGGAUCACUUGCUUUUUUACGGGGCGGACAUGAACGCGCGUAACGCGUCCGGUAAUACGCCGUUGCACGUUUGCGCAGUGAACAACACGGACUCCUCUUGCAUACGCCAGUUGCUGUUCAGAGGCGCGCAGAAGGACAGCCUGAACUACGCGAACCAAACGCCGUACCAGGUCGCCGUGAUCGCCGGGAACAUGGAGCUGGCCGAGGUCAUUAAGAAUUAUCAGCCGGAGGAAGUUGUACCGUUUAAAGGGCCGCCACGCUACAACCCGAAACGACGCUCGGUGGCCUUCGGCGGCGCGUCGACGAUGACCACGAGCUGCUCGGCCAGUAACUUGGGCACCUUGACCAGGAUACCCUCCGCGGAACAACAGCACGCAUCCGUACCGUCCGCCGAGCAAUACGCGACCGGCAACCUCACCAGAGUACCGUCCACCGAGCAACAGUAUCCAUCCACUGGCACCCUGAACCGAGUACCGUCCGCGGAACAAUACGCCGGCGCUAUCGCGACCGCGACUGCUACCACCGCCGCCGCAACCACCACCACCACCGUGAGUACCAGGGUGUCACACACCGCAGGGGAGCAAUAUUCCGGAGCUGGCACGCUCACCAGAGUACCGUCCACCGAGCAAUAUCCGACCGGCACGCUCGCCAGAGUACCGUCCGCCGAGCAGUACGCGAACAAUAUCGCGAGGACGGCCGCGGAGCCCGGCCAUCACGCCGCCCUCGCCAGAGUACCGUCCAUCGAAGCAACCAGAAACACCGAGCUACAGAGAAUACCGUCCGAGCAACAGCAGCAGCAGCAUGUCGCCGCCAGAUCCGCCGAGCAGAACGGCCUACUUCGGAUUACCUCGGACUACCAGAGCCCGAAUUCGCUGAGGGAUCCAAACGCGAGAUUACCGACCACCGCGGAGAACUAUCAGAACGUAAGAAUGGAGGGUCUGACGAGGCUGCAAGAGCACCGGCUGGAGCUGCAACACCGUCUCGACAUGCACCGAACGAUGGAGAUGCCACCGUCGCCGUCGCCGAGCAGCAGGAGCCUAGCUCCUUUCAGCUCGGCUAGCUCGAGCUUAUCCGAAGGCAGCAAUCAACCGUCCGGCGAAGAUUCCGCCAGCAUCGUCACAGACAAGAGUCUCGGCGAUACAGCCUCCGACGUGAUUAGCGACAGUUCCGGGGUCGGGACCUCGCAAUCGGACACUACCAAUUCACUCUCGAUCCCGGGCACCACGGUCGUCUGCGUCGAGAGCUACAACAGCGGGAUUCUAGGCCAUCUGAAUAUCAAUCAAGGAGAUAUCUUGGAAGUCACCGGGGCGACCGACUGCGGUCUUCUCGAAGGAGUGCUUCGAGGACAAGGCACGGGCCUGUUUCCGGCGCACUGCGUGCAAGAGGUGAGACUUCGUCACACGAACAUCCCGCUGGGUCCUCAGCCUGCCAGGGAUGGCCGGAACAGAGUACUGGGUCGUAGAGAAUCGCAGCAUAAGUAUUUCGCUACUGCUCCCAGACUGAAGAAACCAGUUACGUCCGAACCUCGCACCGUGGUACUGCACCGCUCGAGAAAGGGUUUCGGGUUCGUGUUGCGUGGCGCCAAGGCAACCUCGCCUCUGAUGGAGCUGACGCCGUCGGCCAGGUAUCCCGCCUUGCAGUACCUGGACGACGUCGAUCAAGGAGGCGUGGCCGACCUAGCUGGCCUCCGAAAAGGAGACUACCUUAUCCAAAUCAACGGCGAGGAUGUGACAACGGCGUCGCACGAGCACGUGGUCGACUUGAUCCGAAAGUCCGGGGAACUGGUGAGAAUGACGGUGGUAUCGCCGGUGAUCAGCCUUCCGAAUUCGCAAUCGGCAGCCCUUCUGCCAACUAGUCAACCCAUUCAGAGGCAGUACGCGACCCUUCCGCGCAAGGGCAACAACAACGUGGUGAUCGGCGGCACGCUCGGCAGAUCACCGGCACCCAUGCCACCGCGAAGAGACCCGAAGACCACUCUGAGCGUUGGCCGGGCGCGAGCAAGAUCGAUGGUCGCAGGAUUA
Molecule: messenger RNA, 2403 nt
Organism: Heterotrigona itama
Lineage: Eukaryota; Metazoa; Arthropoda; Insecta; Hymenoptera; Apidae
Source: the annotation of a GenBank genome assembly